Messenger RNA from Mycena indigotica, 834 nucleotides. Its product is annotated as C2H2-type domain-containing protein. The record is from RefSeq and is a predicted model, not a curated record. Bases 1 to 834 code for a protein of 277 amino acids. The transcript has a single exon. Lineage: Eukaryota; Fungi; Basidiomycota; Agaricomycetes; Agaricales; Mycenaceae.
AUGGCCGGCAUUCACAACCAAGCCAACUCCGACUUCCUCAGCAGUCGAUUGCCAUACAACCCCAACCUCUUCAGCGUGUUGAACCACCCCCUUGAAACUCCCAACCCCAACUGCACCAUCCACCAGAAGCUCGAUCCCUAUCUCGUCCCGCGCUUCUCUUGGGGACGCAAUGGACGCGGCACCGUCGACCCAAUGGACGCCUGCGCUUUCGAAAUAUACCACGAUGACGCAUGGAACCCGCUGGGACGCACGCUUUCGCCCCAGCCUGAGGAGGAUGACUCAGACAGCGAGUCUGAAAGCAUCUUUGAGGUGGAAAACACGCGAAAACCGAGCUCAGGCCCCGUUCGCCGCCCUCGAAACAACUCCGCCCGUAUCGAGGCUUCCCCUCUCCAAGUUCGCCAACCCUCGCCCCCGCCACCAUUGCCAGCAUCUGCCCCCAACGAUCCGCCCAAAUCCAAUCCGGACAUGGACAAAGAGAACCGGGGCCGCAGAAUUCCUGAAAACGCUGUGAAAAAAGCGAUUGCGCGGGGAGCCAAGUUGCCUCCCGACGCGAACGUCAUACCCAAGCAUCUGCAAUACAUGCUGCUUCUAGGCUGCGAAAUUCGCUACGAGGACAAGAAACCCAUGUUGGCCUGUAAAAUCUCGGCGACCUGCCCUGAGUACAAUAGGCCGAAGCGACCAGCUGACUGCGAGCGGCAUCUCGCAACGCACUUCCGAUCCGAACUCGACUAUCGCUGCGAAAUAUGUUCACGCACGUUCUCGCGGAAAGACCCACUCAUCAGACACCAGUCUCGGUCUGAAAGUGAAUGCUACGUUGCUCACCCCAAGUGCUAA